Messenger RNA from Magnolia sinica, 1063 nucleotides. RefSeq names its product cyclin-P3-1-like. The transcript has 3 exons. Gene Ontology annotation, biological process: regulation of cyclin-dependent protein serine/threonine kinase activity. Gene Ontology annotation, molecular function: protein kinase binding. The record is from RefSeq and is a predicted model, not a curated record. NCBI's taxonomy places the organism in Eukaryota, Viridiplantae, Streptophyta, Magnoliopsida, Magnoliales, Magnoliaceae. Bases 183 to 860 code for a protein of 225 amino acids.
UGUCAUGAGGUACUCUCUCUCUCUCGGCAGCAUACAAAAAGCAAUCGCUGGAAGAGAGGGGAAAGGAGAGAGAUGUAGCAGAAGACAUUUCUGCAGAGUAUCUUCAUCGUGCCUAACGCUCAUUUAGACAAAAGGGUCCUCUGGAAUUGGGUUUCUGUAGUUCCUAUUGCAGCCAUUUACAUAUGGAGUCGUUAGCACCUGAUACUGAGGCUGUAGGCGCAGAGGUUUAUGCAGUUUUGGGUCUGAAUGGAUCACGCAGAGGAGCUUCGGAAACCCCUCGGGUAUUGUCGCUUCUCUCAUCUCAUCUUGAAAGAUCUGUUCAAAAGAGUGAGAAGAUACUGGAGACAGCAAAAAAGAAAGAAAUCAUUACAGUUUUCCAUGGUUCUAGAGCACCCAACUUGAGCAUUAGGCAGUACAUCGAUCGAAUUUUCAAGUAUUCAAACUGCAGCCCGUCCUGCUUCGUCCUUGCAUAUAUUUACAUGGACAGAUUCCUUCAACAACCAGACAUUCAUCUUACUUCCCUCAAUGUCCACCGGCUCCUAAUCACGAGUGUGAUGGUAGCAGCCAAGUUCAUUGAUGAUGCAUUUUUCAACAAUGCAUAUUAUGCUAAAGUUGGUGGGGUCGAUGCUUUGGAGAUGAACAGAUUGGAGCUGAAAUUCCUGUUCAGUUUGGAUUUCAGACUCCAUGUGAAUCUAGGGACAUUCGGGAGGUACUGUUUGCUGCUGGAGAAAGAAGCUACCGGAGGAGCACAUCAGAUAGAGCGGCCGAUUCAGGUCUGUGGAUUGAAAGGCUGGCCUAACAAGGAAGAUUCGAAGCGCCAACAACAAGCCAUCCAGAGAUACAGUUGCAGAGCUGUCUAGCUACAUAUUUAGUGUUUCGAAUGUGGUCUUGUGGGGUAAAAAAAUGAAGUAAGAUCUUAAUAGUGCUUGUAUGUUCAAUGUAAAAUUAUGAUUGUCACAUGGACAGCCGAAGGGGUUGUUCUUCUGGUCUUGCUCCAUAGAAUUUGUAAUAGAAGAUGCGUAUUUUUGUAUGUGUAAUGCUCUCUUAAUCCCUUCCCAUGUCA